This is a messenger RNA of Acanthoscelides obtectus, 3919 nucleotides long. Lineage: Eukaryota; Metazoa; Arthropoda; Insecta; Coleoptera; Chrysomelidae. The record is from the annotation of a GenBank genome assembly.
CGAGUGAAAUUACCAUUCACUCAAAUCAACAUUCCAGCUAGACACUAGAGCAGAAAUUCAAGUAUACAUCUCACACCCCUUGUAACUGCAGCCUCUAUCCAUUACUCACGUGCUGUCACGUUGGGUUGUGUGGUCAUGACGUCACGUGAACAAUUUGACAUUUGAAUUGACGCACCCUGAAACAGAAAAUUGCUCGUUCGAAAUAUAAAUGCGUAUUUCAACCGUAGCAACAUCUGAAAUUGGAAUAACCUAGGCGCAUAACGAGCGUACAAGAUGGGAUAUAAGAAGGCCGUUCAGAUUUUGAAGCAAGCAGACGAGUUAAAAUCAAAGCUGACCAAAAAGUGUGACUGGUUGAACAGCAACGAAGAAUGGAUUAUGCUACAGCAAUUGCAAAAUUUCUACUAUCAGCUUUUGGUCAUGGACUUGGAAUAUGCGCUAGACAAAAAAGUGGAGCAGGACUUGUGGUCAGUUGGAUUCAGGAACGUCAUUACCUGUUUGCAAGAGUCUGCAUGUGAUAGUAAGAACUCCUCCAGAGCUUCUUAUCAAGCCUUGCUGAUGUAUUCCCUGGAAUCGGCCUCAGGAUUUUUUAUAACCUUACUUCAGGAGCUGUGCAAUGCAUUUGAUAUGGAUCUUCCAUUUAGAAGGCGCGGCAAUUUCUAUGGACAAAUGAUCCCUAGUUGUGAGAUAAAUAUGCCUCACAUCACAUCAUGCCUUUACAUCUGUCAAUACUGUUUGGUGCAUCUAGGGGAUAUAGCAAGGUAUAGGAAUCAGAGGAAGCAGGCUGAAACAUUUUAUAAGCAGGCCAUACAGAUUUCGCCAUCUAGUGGUCAUCCAUAUAAUCAAUUAGCACUCCUUGAAGCGAGCCAGAACAACAAGCUGGCUACAGUUUAUUACUAUAUUAGAAGUAUAGCUGUAAAGAACCCUUUUCCUGCCUCCUGUACAAACUUGGCCAACACUUUGAAUUCUGCUAUCGAUAAAGACAGUUUCUCGGAGAAAUGCCAGACAAAAAUAACAACAAACGAAUUUAUCCAACUAUUUCUUUGUACUCAUGGAUACUUGCAUCUUCAUACCGAAUUAAAACAAGCAGAGAUGUUCAUGAAAAGACUGAAUUCAAUAAUGACAGCUCUGGUAGCGACUCAGAGCUUCACUGGAGAUAUGUUAGUGAAGAUAGCUGCAAUCAAUCUAUUUGCCAUCAAACACGUGGAUGAGAACAAGCCAGAUGGAAAACGGGUUCGAGAACUAGUUUUGGAGCUGAUUGCUGGAUUUUUAUGUGCCCUGCUUGUUCCCAUACAUACACUGAACGUUGACGAGGGCUUGCUAAACUAUUAUGCUUUGCCUGCAGUUAAAAUUGUUUUAUACUAUGUUCAGCAUAACUCUGGGAUUUUGAAAGAGCGACCAUUUACCCAAAAACUGCUUAUAUGGCCAAGUUUGGUGAAGCUAGUGAAUGGUGUCCAGAAAUAUCUCAAAGGGAUAAAUUUAUCCAAAUAUGCAACCUAUCCACUUCCUGAAGACAAGAGCUUGGAAGGGUUCGUGCCACUUGCAAAAGCUUUUGAAGAGUUAAACUUUAGUGAAGUUAUAAAGGACCUCAAGAUAGAAAAGCUUUUAAGGCUCAAUAGGAUUACUAACAUCGCUAAGUGGCUGACUGAGGUAGACGUUAAUGGCAAUAAAUUGAUUGUAAGAACUCAAAAUAACAAAGAGGUGUCUUUUGAACCGGGGUUGGUGCAACCAGAUCCAACAGAUACCCUUUUAGAGGAAAUGAAGUCACUUCAUAUUGGAGGCUCUGAACAAGUUCCAAAAUCGGAAAAGAAGUCUGGUAUCCUGAAGCCGCAAGGCUCUUUAGAAAAGUCGAGAGAAGAAAAGGAAAUUCCUGUUGUGUCGGCGGCUGAUUUGAAUAGUGCAAAUGGAUCUAAUAAUAAGAUAGAGAAAAAUAGAAAGGGAAAACAGAAUAUUGCUUUGCAGUCUAUAUUCAAGAAAAUGGAAGAGACAAAUAAACAGGUGAAGUUCAGCGUAGACGAACCCGAAAAAGAUCGCAACAUUCACGUUCCCCUCCAAGAGCAACUGCAUCAACCCCCUCCACCGCUUCCCAUUCACACGCAGCCAUUUGGUCAUCGAUCUUCAUCAUUUUCAUUGCCUCUCACUGAACCAGACAUCAACUUCUUGAAACCAUUUAAUAAAGAAAAUACUUAUUCUGCACCAGAAAAUCCUAUACUGGGACCGAAUGUUAACAUACCACCCCCAGUCUUACCACCAUAUAGUAAACCUACACAACAGAUCUUCCCACAAAACAACCCUCCAAAAGGCGCUUAUGACACCUUAUCUAUGCCAAUGCCUUAUCAGAAUGUGCCAUAUAACUAUCCUUUCAACAUUUGGAGGCAAGAAGAGCCUCAAACAUCGUUGAACGUGCAGCAUUGGUGGGGCAACACUAGACAGCAGCAGAUGCCGCCAAACUGCAGACCACCGCAGGGUUUCCAAGCAUAUCAACAGACACCUGUGAACAAUAGACCCGCAGUUCCACCGCAGACCAUUAUGCCUCAGCUCAGUAAUUCACAGGGUAGUGGGGAUGUAUUUAGCAUGCCUUGGAAUAAUUACCAGAAUCCACAUCUAAGAACCUUCAUGGGCCCAGAAGGCACUAGCAAUCAAAACAUUUCUGUUCGUCAAGCCAUGUUGAAGGAAGGAAAUUUACCUUUGCCAUCACAACCUGAAGAUUCUAUGGAUCGAAUGAAUAAUGAUUUUUUUUAUACCAAAGCAGUCGCGCAGGCAGAAGCCUAAAUGUCCGCGGCUGCUAGGGGGAUCUCAAAGAAACUUUGUUAAUCCGAUUUUUAAACUGCCAAGCUUUCUACUGCUGAGAAAAACUACGUGCAGAACCCAAUCAAUAUGCCAGGCUAUUCUUUGUUUAACACCAACAGUUGGACUCCUAAUUUAGGCGGUCAGCUGAUAGGCAACAAACAUCCAGAAGACAAAACAAGCCACUUGAAUCAUCACUCAUUAUUCAGAGACCAUGAACCAAAGUCAUUGGCUCAGCUGUUAGAGCACCAGCAGAAUCAAAAUAAGUAAAGCAAACCAAUGUUGACUUGGACCAAAGAAACCUUUUUGACAAGGAAAAGGCAAAUCUGAGAUGACUUCGAUAAGGAAAACGUGAUCUUGAUGGAGAGAUUUGAGGGGCAUCUUAAGUGCAGGGAUAUCACCAAUGUUGAAAUAAAACAAAGUAGAGUCAAAAAUUGACAAAUUGGGAAGUAUCCUCUGGAAAUCGAAUGCAAAUAAUUAUCAGGGUUACAAUAGUGAAACUAUAAAUAUUAUACCCUAACUAGUUUUACAAUGCUCUGACCAUUUUCUUCUACUACUAGGCUAUACACCAUGUCAGUAGUUAUUUCUUAGUAUGGAUAUUCUGAUAGUUGAUCUGUUUUUGCAUUUCAAAAUAACCUAUAUUAUAUUUUGCUUCUUAAAUUCUGGAUUCAUUAUGUUUUAAACCAUUUUGUUAAUCUAAAUUGAAAAUGUUCUGACACUAUUAUGAACUGUUGGUCUGCCAAUUUUUCAUUGACAAGUUUUGCUGGUAAAUUGACUUUUAAACCUGUAUGUAUAGAAACUGACUAUUUCUUAGACAAGAGAACCAUUAAGUUUAGUUUGAAGUAAACAUAUGAAAUCUCCGUAGUAGCAUUCUUAAUAAGGGAGUACUGUUACAAUCAUAUAUGCUUUUUUCAAAACAAUUUAUGCAUAUGAAACCUUUCAUAACCUGUUUUUUCUCUGCUUUGGUUUUUGUUUUCUGUCAGCCCAGAUAGCUUGAAUAAAGUGUGUUGUCAAGGUGAAUACGUUUUCAAGUUCUUUAGAAGCUAUAAUAAUGAAAUUGCUUGUAGUGAAUCAUUUUUUGUUCAACCUGUAAUUAUUAUGUAACAGCUAUUUAAUUAAAUGUUUUCUGUUGAAA